AUGUCCAAGAACCAGCCGGCCCGGGCCGCCGCCAUGCUCCCCCUGUGCUCCUGCGAGCUGUUCACGGCCUGCCUGCCCACCCGCCUGCCCUCCAUCCUGCUCCUGGGCCUCCUGUACGUGGUCUACGUGCUCACCGGGGGGGCGGUGUUCUGGAAGCUGGAGGGCCCCGCCAUGGAGGGGGAACUGCGGAAGAUCCGGGAGGAGGUGGUCAGGCUGAGGAGGGAGAUGCCGUGUCUGAACCAGGACAACAUCGUGGGCGCGGCGGAGGUGCUGCACAGGGCGGCCUCCAACGGGAUCAGCCUGAAGGACAACCACACGGGGGACGGCGUCUGGAAGUUCACCACCUCUGCCGUCUUCGCUGCCACGGUCGUCACGACGAUCGGCUACGGGAACAUCAGCCCCAGCACGACGGCGGGGCAGAUCUUCUGCGUGUUCUUCGCCCUGUUCGGCAUCCCGCUCAACGUGGUCGUGCUCAACAAGAUCGGAAAGUACAUGCUGGCCAUCGCCCGGAUGGUGACCGACCUCAUCCAGAAAAAGACCAACCAAAAGAGAGGCAUUAACGUGUUCAUCCACCUGCUCUCCUUCGUGUGCGGGGUGAUGGUGUUCUUCGUGGUGCCCAUGGUGGUGUUCAAGUUCUUCGAGGGCUGGUCGUACUCCCAAGCCAUCUACUACUGCUUCAUUACCCUCAGCACCAUCGGCUUCGGAGACUACGUGGCAGGUUCAUCGUUAGAUGACAACGCAGAGAGGGUGUACCCAGACUGGUACGGGCCCCUGAUGGGGGUGUGGAUCUUUUUCGGCCUGGCCUGGCUGUCCCUGCUCAUCAACCACGGCAUCGAGAUCCUGGAGGAACUCAACAAGCAGUGGAAGUUCGGAGAGGAACAGGAACCCGACCAAUCAGAGGAGCCGCCUGCCGCAGACACCCAGAUGACCGAGAUUCAAACGCCGAGCGACAGUCCUCACCCCCUGGACGAAUGGGAUGGCCGGUUUCUCCUGCCGAACCCAUCCGGGGAGCUGAGCGGGGCUGAGGAGGUGGGGCUGGGCCGGGGCUGUUACAUAACGAGGUGGGGGGUCGCCGACUCGCUUAGCCUGCCGCCAUGGAGACGGUCCGCCGGUUGCUCUGCUUCCUGUGAUCUCUGCCACCGGGCCCCCGCGCUCACGGGGAAUUCUCCCAGUACCCUGGCGCUGGUGUCCCAACACGCCCAGGGUCUGCAGCCAUGGUCCCGGAGAAUAACCGCAGGUGCUGUUCCCUUCGAGAAGUACAGGUAUGCCCUGAGGCGUACGCGGCUCUGCACGUUCUCUCCCGAAGCAAACGAGCCGCACCAGAGACACGUUCGCUCGGAGAAACAGGCCGACGAAGUGGCGUCGCAACGCUGGUGGGAACACGGGGAGCUGGGGAACAUCCCGUAUGGUCACAGGCUGCAGGCCGUUGACACAAGAGGACCGGAUGAUGAUUGA
Conger conger (European conger) is the source of this 1455-nucleotide messenger RNA. RefSeq names its product potassium channel, subfamily K, member 17 (gene kcnk17). The record is from RefSeq and is a predicted model, not a curated record. Gene Ontology annotation, cellular component: membrane. The transcript has 10 exons. Lineage: Eukaryota; Metazoa; Chordata; Actinopteri; Anguilliformes; Congridae. Bases 1 to 1455 code for a protein of 484 amino acids. Gene Ontology annotation, molecular function: potassium ion leak channel activity. Gene Ontology annotation, biological process: stabilization of membrane potential; potassium ion transmembrane transport.